AUGAAGGUGCGCUAUGAAAACGAGGCUGCGUGCGAAUUGGUCUGGCUCAAUGACAUGCUGUAUGACGCCGGAUUACUGGAAGGAAAGGGAAAGAUCUGCUCAAAUCUGCAGGUUGACAAUAAAGGUGCCAUCGAUCCUGCGAAGGGGGAGUCCCUACCCAGACGAUCAAGGCAUAUAGAGAUCCGCUACCAUAUCCUUCGAGAACUUGUUGAAAAGGAUGAGAUAGAGCUCCUCCACGUUGGUUCUACUGCCAAUAAAGCGGACGGAUUUACGAAGCCUUUGGCGAAGCCCGCAUUCGUUGAUUGCGUUGAGAAGUUAGGAUUGGCGGAGACUAAUUGA
This is a messenger RNA of Histoplasma mississippiense, 339 nucleotides long. RefSeq lists its product with no specific name. The record is from RefSeq and is a predicted model, not a curated record. Bases 1 to 339 code for a protein of 112 amino acids. NCBI's taxonomy places the organism in Eukaryota, Fungi, Ascomycota, Eurotiomycetes, Onygenales, Ajellomycetaceae. The transcript is spliced from 2 exons.